This is a messenger RNA of Caenorhabditis sp. 36 PRJEB53466, 459 nucleotides long. NCBI's taxonomy places the organism in Eukaryota, Metazoa, Nematoda, Chromadorea, Rhabditida, Rhabditidae. The record is from the annotation of a GenBank genome assembly.
AUGAAGCUGCGCAAACUUCUGUGCCUGACGAUCGUCCUGCUCGUUCCCCUCCAGAUGCUGAUCGAGCUGGGACUGCAGUUCAACUGGCGGCUCCUGCCCUCUCUCUCUCUCUUCCUGCUCUCACUCGCUAUUAUGCACUUCGAGAAGAGAGCGCUUGCGGUUUGCAUUCAACUCGGAAAAACCAUCGGACUCUUCUGGCUUCUGAAUCCGCGCCACGUCACUGAUAUUCUGCUCAUUCUCAGCGGAUUCUGGCGUGAGUUUUUUUUGGAUGUUUUUGGAUUUUGCAACGAGAGGACAGAAUUGCAAAAUGACCAUCUUUUUGCAGUGUUCCUCAUCUUCUUCGCCGUAAUCGAGGCGCUCCGCGUCACUGAGAACAUCAAGGAACGUCUCGAGGACCUCGCCCAAAGCCGUUCCGCGCCCACGCACCAGAGCCGUCUCGAAAUCCAAAUCAUGCUUUGA